GCUGAGAGGCCUCGGCCUGCUGUGGGGUUCCCCCGCCGCGAUGGAGUAUUUUUAAGCUUAGCUUAGUGAAGUGUAUACAUUUUGUAAAACUCGCGCUUUUCUCUUUCUCUAUUAAUACAAACCGUGGGUCGUUUAGAUUAGGCUGGCUUCGCUUACUAACAGGAGCUGCUUUCAGACAAUUUCAGACUCAACCAUGCGUAGUUAUAUUCGUCUGCGUGUGUGUGUGUGUUUGGGAAUGAAAUUUCUAGGGAUUGGCCAAACCUUUGCUAGAAAUACAUAAUUUAUUAAAACAUCCAUGCUAGACUGUACUUCCCUUUCUCUUAAUAGAAGGAUAAAUGAUAAGUGGUUUACCAUGUUUUAAAACUUGAUCUCAUUGAUUCUUUUCAGGGCUAUAGCAGUAGUUCAGGCACGCAGUCUUUGUUACUCUGAAAGGCUCAAAAUAUUCACUUCUAAUAUUUCUAAGAAAGUUUUAUGCGUAGUUUUUCCUUAAUUUCCUUCUUAACAUGCAGCAUCAUUUCUUUUAAGACUUAGAUACUGAACACUGUUGCAACAAGUACAGUACUUGAAUAGUGCAUUUGGCGGAAUACAUAAUUGGGCAGGUGGCUCUUUGCAUACAUUUUUGAUUCAAAUAGAGUGGAUUUGGACCAGGCAACUCAGAAGAGACUGGAAAUAAAACUAUAGUUCUUCAUUCUUCUGAUGUAAAAAAAGAAACAAGAUGAUAACAUACUGUAGAUAAUCGGUCAAGGGCGUUCUCUGUUGAAGUUUUUAUUUGCAGAAGAUACUGAAGGAAGUUUUUAUUAGCCAAACUGAAAUGCUGAACAAGCAACAGAACCAAAACAGCAAAAUAAUUACAAAAAAACCGCGACAUUUUGUUGGCUGAUAGCAAUGUUGUCACUACUGUAUCUUUGGAGUUUGAUUGGAGUUAAUUAUUCUCUCAAUGGAGAAAGGAGCAUAGCUUUUCCUGAAUCAACAAAUGGGCAGCCUUUUCCAUGGAACCAGUUAAGGCUUCCAGGCUCAACAGUUCCAAUCCGUUAUGACCUUCUCAUUCACCCCAACCUGACCUCAUCAGUGUUCACAGGCACUGUGAAGAUCGAAGUCACUGUAACACAGGAAACCAGAGCUGUAGUCUUGCACAGUAAACAUUUGGAAAUCACUAAAGCAUUUAUUGAACAAGAAAAUGGAAAGGGCCAAGCAGAUAUUAAACAGCUACAAGUUUUAGAAUAUCCUCCUCAUGAGCAAGUUGCCUUUCUGACUACUGAACCUCUUCAGGUGGAUAAGAACUAUUUCCUUUCAAUUAACUAUGUUGCCAGUUUUUCAGAUGGCUUCUAUGGGUUCUAUAAAAGCACCUACAAAACUAGGGAUGGUCAAACACGGUUGCUGGCUUCUACUCAUUUUGAACCAACUGCGGCCCGCACGGCAUUCCCGUGUUUUGAUGAGCCAUCCUUUAAAGCCAAUUAUACAAUAAAGAUUCGGAGGGAAGAGCAGCAUAUCGCAAUAUCUAAUAUGCCAAAGGUAAAGACCUUGCAACUAGGCAGCAAUCUGUUUGAAGAUCAUUUUGCAGAGACUGUAAAAAUGAGUACCUAUUUGGUGGCAUUCAUAAUUAGUGAUUUCCAAUCAAUCAGUGGUACAACUUCAUCAGGAAUUGUGGUAUCUGUAUAUACCAAUCCAGAGAAGCUGACUCAAGCCCACUACGCACUGGAAGUUGCUGUAAAGAUACUAGAAUUCUAUGAGCAGUAUUUUGGUAUCUCUUACCCACUUCCGAAACAAGAUCUUGUUGCUGUCCCUGACUUUCAGUCAGGAGCUAUGGAAAACUGGGGCCUGACUACCUACAGGGAGACUUCUCUGCUGUAUGAUCCAGAAGCAUCUUCGGCUUCUGACAAACUUUGGGUGACCAUGGUGAUAGGACAUGAACUGGCUCAUCAGUGGUUUGGUAAUCUAGUCACCAUGGAAUGGUGGAAUGACCUCUGGCUCAAUGAGGGGUUUGCAAGAUACAUGGAAUUCAUAUCUGUUGAUGCUACAUAUCCUGAGUUGCAAGUGAAUGACCAUUUGUUAGAUACCUGCUUUGCAGCAAUGGGAAGAGAUGCUAUGAACUCGUCACGUCCAAUAUCUUCAAGAGCAGAAAACCCAGCACAGAUUAAGGAAAUGUUUGAUACUGUUUCUUAUGACAAGGGGGCUUGUGUUCUGCAUAUGCUAAGGAACUUUCUGACUGAGGAGGUGUUUCGGAAUGGAAUAAUUCGUUACUUAAAGAAACACAGCUACAAAAAUGCAAAGAACAAGGACCUCUGGGACAGCUUGGCUAAUACUUGUUCUGAAGAGGAUUUUACUUCUGGUAAAUACUGUUACAGAAAAAGUCAGGCUACUCAAAAUGUAUAUGACUAUUACUUCAGUGAACACUUUGAUGUUGCCAAGAUAAUGGAUACCUGGACUGUGCAGAAAGGACUUCCAUUGAUUAUUGUUGAACAAAAUGGGAAGAGAAUCAAAAUAAGACAAGAACGCUUUCUGAAGGGCAUUUUCCCAGAUGAUCCUCAGUGGUCCUCGAUGCAAGCUGGGUUCCUGUGGUAUAUUCCUUUGACAUACAUCACAAGCCAUUCCAAAAAUAUUGGAAGACAUUUAAUGAAGAAUCAUUCAGAUACCAUAGAAUUGGAGGAAGGUAUCAGCUGGGUGAAAUUCAAUGUGGACAUGAAUGGUUAUUACAUAGUACACUAUGAGGGAAACGGAUGGGACAACAUUAUUAAGCUAUUGAAUGAGAAUCACACCCUCUUCAGCUACAAAGACAGAGCAAAUCUGAUCCACAAUGCUUUUCAGCUGGUCAGCGCAGGCAGACUAUCGCUAGACAGAGCCUUGGAUCUAACGCGGUAUCUCCAGCAUGAGACAAGUAACAUAGUACUUCUGAAAGGCCUGGGCUGUCUGGAAGUGAUCUAUCGCAUGAUGGAGAGAAGAAAUAUUUCUGAUGUCACAGAAAGUCUGAAGUGGUACAUUUUGCAGUAUUUUAAACCAGUGAUUGACAAGCAGACCUGGAGCGAUGAGGGCUCUGUUUCCCAAAGAAUGCUUCGUUCUGAUCUUCUGGAGCUCGCAUGUGACCUGCAAUAUCUUCCCUGUAUCCAGAAGGCAAAUGAGCUUUUCAGCAAGUGGAUGGAAAGUGGUGCAAAGAUAAGUAACAUUCCCUCUGAUGUCCUUGGAACUGUGUACUCCGUUGGAGCAAAAACAGCUGCUGGCUGGAAUUUUCUUUUGGAUAGAUAUAAAGUGUCCAUAUCUGCUGCUGAACAGAGAAAGAUCUACUCCGCUCUGGCAAGCAGUAAAGAUGUUAGUAAAUUAACAAGGUUGCUUGAACUUGGAAUGGAAGGAGAUAUAAUCAAGAUUCAAGACCUGCCUUCCGUUAUCUAUUCAGUCAGCACAAAUCCAGCUGGACAACGACUUGCAUGGGACUUUGUAAAGAAAAAUUGGAGCAGGCUACUAGAGAAAUUUCCCCUGGGAUCCUUCUCUAUUAGAAUCAUUAUAGUUGGAACAACAUCACAAUUUUCUUCAAAACAAGAACUGGAAGAGACAUGUCAAAAUGAGCUUCCAGAAGUCUACCUUCAAGAUGAAUUACUUUGAUCUGAAGAAAUGCAAUGUUCUGUUAUCUGCACAUUUUCAGAAUUCUUGCGAGCUGGUAGAUUGAUUCCAUAUGUAAUAACUCCAAAGUUUCUACAGAAAAUACCAGGUUCCUCGUUCACUAUGUAGCUGUAGAACAUCAUAAAAGAAGAAUAGAAUCAGGAAACAAACAUUCAGAUCCUGAUCCACGUAACCUUUUUUUAAAAUUCGUUUAAACCUUGGGCAUGUUUGACAGCACUUCUGUUGGGCGGUGUCUUCCUUCUCUGUCUUAAUGGAAAAGCUGGCCUUGGAAAAAAUGUUCAUCAAAACAUGGAAAUACCAUUUGUGCUGAGGUAGGUUCAAAAUCCAUAGUAGCAAUUAUCUAGACAUGAAACUGAGGGUUGUCCAGAUCAUAUGAUGGGAAAGUUCAAAGUUUCCUGGUCAAGUCUAAAGCCUUUCCAAGAAUAGAAGGAGCUGGUGGAAUUAUGGGAAUGCGGUUACUCUCAUUGGUUAAAAUAUAUGUUUGCAAAUGCCAGUAGAAAUAAUAGACUUUCACUGUUACAGACUUUUGCUGAUUUUGUUCUGGCGUCGGCAUUACUUGAAAACCGUAACAAACGGUCAGGUUUGGUCCCUGUAGCAAAAGACUUGCUGUAACAUUCAGCAGGGAUUUCUAGUCUUCAGAUCUGUCUCUUUUUUUCUAAAUUAACACCUUCCAGGGUGUUAAUGUAGAAAAGACCUUUGACAUAAAAGGGAAUGCUGCAUCAUGUAUAAGAUGAAGAGUAAUUUUGGCAUCAAAGUGCUUGCUUAAAAAACUUUAAAUGUUUGAGUAUCUUACAGAAAACCAAGGGGAUUUGAACUAUUGCUAGUGUUUUGAUUUGUACCUAAUUCAAACUGUUAGACUGGAUUCCUCGUUUCCUCACAUUUCCUCUGACCCUAGCACAUGUUAUUAGACUCUGAAUUUUAAUUUAGUAUUUCUGUGCUAUAAAUAUUUAACAUUAACGAAUCAUUCUCUAGUAACCUCUUGUCUUUGAAUCUUUCGUACCUUCCAGAUACACUAGUUUGUUUCAACAGAGUUUCCAGAUACAGAGUUUGUUUUCAAACAUUUUAUCUGUGUCUUUAAAAACUAGAACCUUUGCUAAUGUAAGACUAAGAUUUCACAUAAGCCCGUGAUUCUGGAAAGCAUGCUUUUAAAUAAUACUAGAUUAGUGUUGUUAAGUCAUGAUAGUUUGUUAAUUUCUCGUCCUGUACUGUAUUUCUAAGCCUCCAUUCUUUCUUUUUUUUUUUUUCUGUGAAAUCUGGAAGGGUCAAGGAUUCUCUGGAAGAAUUAUACAAUUGUUUGACUUAAACAUCUUAAAUUAGGAACAAAGCUUGUAUUUAAAAAAAACUCCUUAAUUCCAGCACAGUUUUGAUAGCUUUUUUUCAGGUCAUGUGGUAUUUCAUCUUUUUAUCAGUUGAUGAGACCUGUGAGUUCAGAUUCAGUUUUUAAGCAGAAAAAAUAUAUUGAAGUAAGGUAAAUGAAGGACUGAUCUUAGAACAUAAUUUCCGGAAGGAUAGGAACUGAAAUGACAGUAGAUAAGGUUUAGAAUGGAGUUUUCCCAAGUCAUUUUCAGAUGUGGAGACAAAACUGUGCAGUGCAGUAAAACCGAAAAGGGAGAAAGAGGUAGCUUGAAGAGAUGCAGCAGUAUAAAUACAAAGAACAGGGGCAGUCUUUAUUCAGGUUUUUACCUGAAAUGAUGUCAGAUGAAGAACUUAUUUUCAGUGGCCCUGUUUAAUGCCCACAUCAAGUAUGGAGCUAGCCUGCAAAUGGGAUCAUAAAUAUUAAAGCUGAUGAUGUGUGAUACUAGCUUGAUGAGAAAUAAAUCAUCCACCCUUGGCAAAUUAUCUAUCUUCCACAGAAAAUACCUUUCCUUUAAUGUUUUAGGUUUUAAUUUCCUUCUUGGAAGUCUCAGAACAUCUGAAAAGAUUUUUUUUUUUGUUCUCUGUUUCUAAGUCCCUCACUCAAAGUCAUACAAAAUGAGUCAUUCUAUGGUAAAACCCCUUGCGCAUAGCACUUUACAAAGCUGCUACUCAUGGUGUAUUUUAUAUAAGGAGUUGUAAUGUUAAGUUGAUGGUAUAUUGACAAAUUACAGUUGAAUGUAGAAGACUAAUUGGAAUUCAUAGGUCUGAAGGUGAAGAUUUGUGGGGAGAAAAUGAGGGAGGAAAAUAAAACUUCUUUGAGUUUCUUGUGCUAAGUAGCUCCUUGUAGGACGUUAUACCGCAUGCAGUAGUACCACUAAACUAGUAGAAUCACAAAAUUGUAGAAUAAUUGAGAUAGGAAGGGACCACAGAAGGUCUGUAGCCAAACCCCCUGCUAAAAGCAGAGUCAGCUCUGAUACCAGACCGGGUUACUUAAGGCUUUAUCUCGGCCAGUGUUGAAACCCUCCAGUGCUGGAGAUUGUUCAACCUCUAUGGGUUCCAGUGCUUGCCUAUACUAACAGUGAAAAAGGUUUUCCUUGUUAGUGUGUUAGUCCUGACGUUAUUUAUAUGCCUUAAUAUCUGAUAUACUUUAAGGUCCUGUGUAACGCAGUAUAAGCCCUUCUGUAGUGUCGUAGUGCACGACAAAACAUGGAUACGUUUCUGGAGUACAAGAUUGUGCCGCAAGCAAGAAAAGGUAUAUUGCUAACAUCUGCUUCCAGCAGCAGAAGCACAAAUAGGUUCACAGAUAGGUUUACAAAUAGCUUCUAGCAGAAGUGAAAACGAGCCUUUAGAUUUGCUAGGUCCCAGUCCACUGUCUUUAUCCAGGGGUUGUAAGUGGCAUAAAACAGGAGUGGAGAUAGAAUCAUUUAACAGACCUCCUUCUUACCUGCAACAUGUUUCUAAAGCAAAAAAAAACAAACCCAAAAAAACGAACAGAAAAGGCAAAGUAAAUAUGUGGUCUGGACAACAGGAAAGUGUUUCGGCAGCACAUGGCAGGGAAUUCAUUUUUCAUUGUUCUUUGAACCAUGUAUAAUAUUUGCAAAAACUCAGAUGUGCUUUAUGUUAGGAGUAAUGUUUUCUAUGUAAAUAUAGUGAUUGCUAAAUUUUGGUUAAUACCUUUAUUAUUUAAGAUUUUGCUUUUUAGUGUUUUGGCAACUUUUUUAACAUGGGAUGGUGGAAUGACAUUUGGCUAAAUGAGGGGUUUGCCAGAUUUCAUGGAGCUGGUUUCUCUUAAAAGCUACCUACUCAGAACUGCAAGUUUUAAGUCAGAUAGCUAUCGCAAAAACCUUUGUGCAAUGUAACGAAGAAGUUGAGAUUAUCUAAAAGUGAAGUAAACUUUAAUGUUCAAAAAAGUUGAUAGUGUCUAUCAUGUGAUAAGUGUAUUUCUGAUCUACUUCAGUUUUGUAGUAAAAAAAAAAAAUCUUUUACCCUGUUUUUUUCCUUGUAUUUCUGUUUCUUAGAUCUCAGCUAUUUGAUAUUUAAAAAAAAAAAACAACCUAGUAACGGGUAAGGAUUUUGAUAUGCAGUGAGGCUUUUAGCAGUUAUGCUUACUUUCUAGCUCUUGAAUCUUUUUGGAAAAGUAGUAUACUUCCUGUUAGAACUUACUUAUUUGUUCUCCAUUCACAGAUGAAUGUAUUCUGAAAUUUCAAAAUAUAUUCCAGCUUGUCCAUGCUAUACUUUAGAUCAUGUAAGACAUACAGCUCCUGUAUUCUAUUCCAGCUAAAGGAGAAUAGUUUUCAAUAUUAGAUUACAUACUGUGUUGUAAAAUGUACGUGUGCAUGGGAAGAAUUUAGAUAACUGCUGAUUCUGCCUUGGAGCUUGAUGACCUUCCAAGAUUCCUUAUAGUCUGUUCUGCUGUGGUUAAAGUAACUUUGGAAAUGUUUUGUUACCCUUAGAAGUUAUCUUAGGUCUGAUCUGAAAAAGUCAGCACUUGACGUAUCUUCAGUAUAGCAAAUAACCAAAUUUGCACUAUGAUCAUUAUCUCAUUUACAGAUUUGGGAUGCUGGGUGAUGUCACUAAUGUUAGGCUGAUCCUUCUCAAAGAAAGGUUUAAGGGCUGUUUAUUCUCCUGCAAAAUUGGUAGAUGUUUAAUUUUUCCCAGCAUGAUGAAAAUAAGGUAUAAAUUAAAGGUAACAUGGUAGCAAUCUAUUUGGUAGAUGUCUCGUAACUGUGUGUGGCAAAAGGUUGGCAACAAGUUUUAUUUUUGUCCCAUGGUUUGUUUGCUUGCAUCUGUAUCCAGCUGAAUCCAUGUCACUGCUAUAGGAGAUAAUUAACUGUGUAGCGCACAGGAUAACUACUUCUUAAAUGGAUGUUUGGUGCAAUGGAGAGAUACCUUAAAUUCAUCUUGUCCUUUCUCAAGUCCAGCAGAAACUUCUGUCUGUAUGACUGAAACAUUUGGUACUUUACCAUAGAAUAAACUGUAUAGCAAUCCAUGAGAACUCAGCAGUACACAAAGGUCCUAUGUAAUCUAAUUCCUUGGCGUUCUCAACAACCUCAGAGUUAUUUGCUUGCAUACAGACCGUAGUAUUCUGGCAUCGUGACCCCUGGUCUCCUGUGGACAACUUAAUGAUUAUAGUUCACUUGACUGACACCCCUGGCUUGUACCAUGUAGGACUUCCAUACCGGUGGAAAGUAACAUUUGUGAAAUUCUGGUUGCUAGGUGUUACUUGAAUAUAUGAGCAUGUUCUUAGAGUUCUCAAGCAACGUUUUUAUGCCUCAGAAUCCUUCCCUCCUUGCCACUGCAUGUUUCUUGAUGGUUUCUAAGAAUACCAUCAAAUUGAUUUGUCAUGCUUUUCUACUAGAAAAUUACAUGAUAGUUCCAUCAACUUACCUUACUCAAAACAACAGAAUAGAUAAGUUUUCCUUACUUCAUAUGAAACAGCAUUAGUAUUAUCCGCAAGAUGCUUAUACCUGGAUCCUCUGACCUUUUCUUACCUGUAUCUGACUGUCAUGAGGAACUGAUAGAAUGCUAUUGUGUAUUUGUGUGAGAAAACAUUGAUUUACAUUGCUUGUCAACUCUAAAAUCUGUUUAAAUUAGUAACUUUGCCAAGACUGUUUAGCACAGGAAGUAGUUUGUUAAUAUUUACAAAGUGUUCUUGAAUCCCGAAAUGAAACUUCCUACAUGCAAAGUUUAGUAUGAAUUAUUUUUGCAAUGCAGUCUUAACUAUAGAGCAUCAUCAUAGCAUCUUUCUGAAGAAAUAUGAGAAGAAUAAUUUUUGUGCCUGGUAUUAUGAAUGACUGUUCCUUUUGCUUAAAAAAAAAAGCCCUUAACUGAGUCACUGAGUAUGGCAGUGCUAAAUUUUUGGUUUUUAAUAACUUUCAGCUGUAUAUAGCUUUGUUUUUCAGAUCCGUCAUAAAGCACAAGAUUAAAGAAUGGGACUGUAAUUAAUAUAUAUAUACAUAUACAUAGAGUAGUAUUUCUAUUUCUUUGCAAAGUGCUGGAAAGCCUUGGCGUUAUGUAACAACA
This is a messenger RNA of Struthio camelus australis, 8991 nucleotides long. Lineage: Eukaryota; Metazoa; Chordata; Aves; Struthioniformes; Struthionidae. The record is from RefSeq and is a predicted model, not a curated record.